AUGUUUCUGGAAAGUGCUGCAGGGGCCCUGGAUGUUUCUACAUCCAGCUCAAAGGCUUCUGUCCUGAGAAGAGCUGCAGAGAGUUCCCAUACAGCCAUUCAGCUGUGCGUAGUCAACACAGGGGGCCCAGCAGACACAACUUCUCUUCCUCAGUGGAAAACGGGGCUCGUGUCUGAUAACACAACGUGGUGCGUUAUCGACCGCGGCUUUGAGCUGAUCCCAGUGUGGGACGUCAUCCUGUGCAAUCACAGUGGGGAUUUUAAGUCUGUUGGUCAGAUGAGCAGAGCCCUCAGGGAUGCGUACAAAGCGCUGAUGAAUGAGAGUUUUGGCACCAUUUUUGGAGAGGACCUGGGCAGUGCAGUGCAAGAGGCCAGAGAUUUCAUGGAGACUGUGAAAGCCUGGGAGGUGACAGUGGAUGAAAGGAAGCUGCACAUGCUGAUGGAGUUAAAAAAUGAUCUGAAUGCAAAAACCAGGAACCCCAGUGUGUGGAUCAACGUGUGCCUGUCAGACAAAACCCUGCAGGACUUCCUGGUGAACACCGUGCAGAGCUGCAAGGAGUCACCUCCAGAAAACACCAUCUCUAUCAAGGCAAUGUUGAGAAUCCUCCUGGAUCCUCAUAUCUACGCUGUCAAAGACUUCCCUGAGGCUUCUUUCAUUAUGAAAUGGAUCUUCCAGAAUGAGCACCCGCUUCCCAGAUCUCCCAAAAUCUCUGAGCUUGAAGAACUCAUCAAAACACUGCAGGAAAUGAAGGAGCACAUCUAUGCUGUCACCUACGCACCAGGAAGCUCUGCUUCUGCUGUUCAUGAAGCAAAGAUAAAAGCCACCCUGACCAGCAGCCUCGCCAUUUAUUCCUUACUCCAGUCUCUCCAGGAACGGGCUGAGAAGAACAUGGAACUCUUGGUGCUCUUGAUUGUGACCAGCACAGGGUACCAGGUGGAAAGCAGCACUUUUCAGCACCUCCUUGGACACCCAGAAAUUCUGUACAUGGUCAAGGAAAUGGAAGCGGCACAUGAGGAGUACGUGAACCUGAAGGAGCAGGAUGCUGACACAGCUGAGGCCUCCCUUCUGCUGAUGGGUCUGACUGUGACACCAGAAAGUCAAAAGCUGUCCCCUGAGAAGAAAAGGGAGCGUUUAGUUUUCAUGGAAGAUCACAUGAAAGGCUUGUGGUCCACACGGAUAAAGAAUCUCCUCCAAAAACACAGUGCAGAUGGAGACUGGGAAGACUGGGAGAGGCUGGAACAGGACCUGCAUUCCUUGGUCAGUGGGUGCUUGGAUGAGAAAUGGGAUGAAGAGAAGAUGCAGAAGAUAGUAAGAGACCUGGAGGACUCUUUUGCAAAACCUGAGCCACCCAGACUUUCCCAAUCCAAGUCAGACAUCAGCCAGUCGAAAACAAAUGAAACCACUGCAAACCAGGAGUUCCUCCAGUUGCUCAAGUGCCUGGGACUUGCAAGUCACUAUCCAAGAAAAAUGGGGAUGGGAGAUUUCCUCACCAUCUGCAAGGUAUCUUGGCAAGACAGCCAGCCCAGCAAGGACAAGGAACUGCCCUUCUACUUCUUGCAAAAGCUGUUAACUGUGGAUUACCAGGUGAGGUACUUGACUUGCUGGGAUGACAGCAUCACAAAAUUUACACCCAUGCCACAAACCACUGCAAAUGAUCACCAAACCUCAGACAGCUUUGAAGAGUUUUUUGAUGAUUUGGAGGAAGCAGCCCCUGAAUGUGCAAGCAGGGACUGCCAUGUGCACCCCAUGGACCUGCAGAUGGCCAUUUUCCACUGUGCUGAUGAUUUCCUGAGACAGACCCUUGCAACCAAGCUGGCGUUCUGCCAACUGUCGCUGCCUCUGCUGCUGCCCAACCCGGGCACUUCACAGAUCGAGUUCCCGCUCUAUGCCCUCAGCCAAAUCCAAAGGAGCUGGAAAGAGACAGAGAAGUCAGGAAAGCAGGCCCAAACAAAGAGUUACAACAACAAACUCAUCUUCCAGGCACAGACUCCCAUCGUGUCCUUCAUCCGCAUUGGCAGCUCGGCCUCCUCUUCCAAGUCUCAGCUCCUGAACGCUCUGCUGAGCAAACGCAAACACGACACUUUCUUCCACCGCCACUGCAGAGGCAGCACCAGAGAGCGUUUGCUGAUGGAAGGGGUGGUGGAGAUCGCCUGGUACUGCCCCCGUGGAAGCCCUGAUGACACCUUUGAGAGCUGCGUGGCUUUCUGUAACCUGCAUGGGGACGCCAGGGAUCACGAAGCUCAGCUGCAGUUCCUGCAGGACAUAUCUGCAGUCAACGUGGUUCUUGUAUCUGAGCUGGAGCACAUGGACAACAGGGGGAAAAAGCUUCUGGAGGACCUGUGGCAGUCACAAAGGCCUUUGAUUUGUCUUCUCACGGAAAAAGAGAAUGUUACUGCUGGACGAUCCAGCAAACCCAUAACAAUAGGGACCAAAAACAGAAACGAAGCAGAAGUGGUGGACCAGCUGACCAAAAUGAUCAGGGAUCUCCUGGAAGGGUCUAAUCCAUCUUUCAGCCUGGACGCCUGCGCGGACAAAGCUCGCCUGCACGGAUUCGUGGUGGAUGCAGAUCAACCUGCGUGUGUGCGAGCCAAAGCAAAGGCAAAGGAGCUGGUGGACCUUCUGAAGAAAGAGAAGCUGUCUGAGAUCAAAUCCCAGCUGCUGCCACUUCAAGGAAAACUCUGGUACCGCUGGUGUGAAAAGGACAAAGAACUCACUCGCCUGCAGGAGAAAGGGAACAAGAGCAUUGAGCAUCAUCGCAGCCAAAUUGAGUAUGAGAAGAAAGCAAUAAGAAGAAAGCAACUUGAGCAAGCUUUCCCUCUCAACCCACUGAUGAAAACAUUCCUUGGCUUUCUCCAUGCCCAGCCAGUAGAUAAUAGCCUGCCAUGGAUUAAGGGUUUUGUAUUUCCAGAUGUGUCUCAGUUUAAGCCACUUUUUCCUCAAUCUGGUUUCUCCCCAUCCUGUGGAGCAGCUCUUUAGAUUUCCAAUGAAGACAAAGAGCUAUGACCAAAACCAGCUGAAGCCAUCUCUCAGGAAAUCAACGAUUCAUCCAUCGGCCUGGAGCACCUUCUGAGAGAAGUAGGGCAGAUUUAUGAAGCUCUGGAAUUAACAAACCCCCCCCCCCCCCCCCCCCCCCCCCCCCCCCCCCCCCCCCCCCCCCCCCCCCCCCCGGGGUAUCCUGUGGAGCUGAUGGAUGGGGACGCUUCUUACCUGCCCCUGCGCUGGGUGGGAGCAAUCUUUGACAGCUUAAUUGAGAGGCUGGGGGACAAACGAGUGUUUGUGCUCUCCGUGCUCGGCAUCCAGAGCACAGGCAAGUCCACCCUGCUGAAUGCCAUGUUUGGUCUGCAGUUCAACGUCAGCGCAGGGAGAUGCACCCGCGGAGCCUUCAUGCAGCUCAUCCCAGUGGGCGAGGAGCUGCAGCAAGACUUGGGCUUUGAUUUUGUGCUGGUGGUUGACACAGAGGGACUUCGUGCCUUUGAGAGGGGAAAAAAACAAUCCCUGAAGCAUGACAACGAGCUGGCCACCUUUGUCAUUGGUGUUGGCAACUUGACUGUGAUCAAUAUCUUUGGAGAAAAUCCAGCAGAAAUGCAAGAUGUUCUCCAGAUCGCUGUGCAGGCUUUCCUGAGGAUGAAGAAAGUCAAUCUUUCCCCAAGCUGCCUCUUUGUGCACCAAAAUGUGGGAGAAGCAACUGCCAAGGAGCAGAACAUGGAAGGACAAAGGCGUUUGCAGGAAAAGCUGGAUGAAAUGACCGUGGUAGCUGCCCAGCAGGAAUUCUGUGAUGUCUCCUCCUUCAGCGACGUCAUUGGCUUUGAUGUGAAGACCCACAUUCACUACUUUGCUCACCUGUGGGAAGGAAACCCCCCGAUGGCACCACCCAACCCCACCUACAGCCAGAACGUCCAGCAACUAAAGAGCAAAAUCCUGCAGGCUGCCAAGCAGCAUUCCCAGCGCGGCAUUUUGAAGCUCUCGACCCUGAAAGAUCGUAUUGGUGACCUGUGGAAUGCUUUGCGGCAUGAAAACUUUGUUUUCAGCUUCAAGAAUUCCCUGGAGAUUGCUGCAUACAGGAAACUGGAAAGUGCCUUUAGUCAGUGGACCUGGAGGCUGAGGAGUCAAGUCUUACAUGUACAGAGGAGACUGAAUAAUAAAAUUCAGAAUAGGGCCCUGCAGAAUGUCACCAGAAAAUACCUUGAAGGGCUGAUGCAGGAGACAAGUGAUGCCAUUGACAAAGAAGUUGAAAAGUAUUUCAGGGAAGAGAAUGACCAUGAGACACUGGUCCAAUGGAAAUUAAGCACAGAGCUGAAGCUGAAAGAACUAAAAGAGACUCUGCUUGCUGAAACUAAAAGGAAUUGUGAGAAUCUUAUUGAGCUACAGAAGGAGCAGAGGAAACUGGAUGCAAGGAAGCUGGAAUAUGAAGAUGAGCUUCUGAGAAGAAGUAGGGAGCUGGCUGUGAGUCUGAAAGGGAAGAGCCUCAGUGAGAAAGAACUGAAGGACAACUUCACCUCUGUCUGGAACAGUUGGAUUGCUGAAGUCUCCUGUGCUGCUCCUACACGAGAACGGGUGGAUAUCGAUGCAGAAAUUGAAGAUGUCCUUCUAGAGCACUUUAGGGAGCCGGGUAUCUGUGAAAAGAUCGUGUCAUUUCCAAAGGACAGAACAUUUUCUUUUGAUUUAGAGAAACAUGUCACAAAGAAAAAGUUAUGUGGCGUCAUCCCAAAUCGCAGGAGCAUUUCCAAUGCUGAUGUGGAAAUCUUGCAGAGCAUAACGGGAGACAUCAUAGCGUGUGUGAGGAAAAACAUUGAUAAAAAGGAACAGGAGAAACGGGAUUACAGUCGAAAUUUUAUUCAUGAAAUACUCAAUGAAAUACAGAAAGGUGUGAACUCUGUCUCCAGCAAUGCAAAAUGUACUUUUAACAGAGAGUACAGAAUAGAUUUGUCUCUGUAUCUGUGCAGAAUGGCAGCAGAAAGGUUUAAAGCCAUGCACGAAGCAUUCCAAAAGGCAAAUGACCCAGUUGUGUACCUGCACAGCAAGAGAGAAGAUUUCUUCCAGUGUUUCCAGAUUUCCUGCCAAGGAGCCAGUUCAAUUACAACUUUUGCUCUUUUCCUUUGUGACAAGAUUCAACCAGCUCUUCGCCAGGCAGUCUUUGAGAGGACUGCUAAAGACAUUGCUGAGGACAUGAAGAGCAAAUUCCCAGACUUCAGAGGCAACAGAGCCAAUCUGGAAGUUUGCAUCCUGAGAUACCUGGCAGAACAAGAAAAUUUUGAGUAUUUCAAGCAGUACCUUACAUCUCCAAAACAGUUUUUUCAGAGUUACAUUGAGAGACGAGUUAAGAGUCAUUGUUUAUAUGAGAGUAGGAGGCUGAGGAUGUUUUUAUAUUCCUCACUUGAUUCUCUCUAUGAAAAUAUUCUGUCAGCUGUUUCUUUAUCAACCCAAAUUGUCAAAGACAGAAAAGACAGACAAGACAAAAUCUCUCUUUGGCUGGAUGAAUUCUGCGGGGAACUGGCAGAAGUGAUCAACUUGCCCAGAAGUGACCUGAAGGGCAUCGAGCACCAGGAGGUCACAGACAUCGAGUUCCUGGACAGUGCCAUGGCAGAAGCUCUUAUUGUCAUGAGGGAGAGGCUCAUGAAAGACAUGUCUGAUGUUGACAUGACCUCGUUUGCAAGGCAGCCUCACACCAUCCUGGCAGAGCAUUUUUCGGGGUGCUGGGAGCAGUGUCCCUUUUGUGGGGCUGUCUGCACAAACACCAUGCGGGAUCAUGAUGGAGACCAUCAGCUGGUCUUCCAUCGCCCACAGGCUUUGAGAGGAUACACGUGGUGGGUAUAUUCCCAUGACAGGUGGCACGAUACACAUGAAUUGUCCAUUGAUAUUUGUUCCAGCUAUGUUGCAAGCAACUGUAGUUUUGGAGUCAAUGAACACCACUAUAUCCCUUACAAAACAUACCGUAAAGCUGGACCUCCUUUUUCUACGUGGAACAUUCUUCCAGAUUCAUCCAUGCAGGCAUACUGGAAAUGGUUUGUGUCUCAUUUCAGGACAGAGCUGGAAGCGUUCUGCAAGGGGAAAUUUCAGGGCAGAGGAGUAAUCCCUGAGGCGUGGCGGAGAAUUACCAAGCAGGAAGCACUGUCUGAGCUGGAGCAACGUUAGGUCGUAUCCAUGGGAAGGAAGAACCACAGUGGCUUGGCUGUUUAGUGGAAUUUUGUACCAGGUUCUCCACAAAAUGCAGUUACAAUGGCAACGCUUUCAAGCCCAAGGAAGACAAUGGUAUCCAAUUGUUCCCAAAUUUGGUGAAAUAAGGCGCAUUACUGCAGCUGUCACUCAACAACUCCCUUGCUUCCUGAGAAAGCCAGAAUCCUCCUGCCUUUGUGCCAUAAACAUUUCCCUCUGCUUUGUCCUAGAGCCAAACCAAACCCCUCCUUGGGGAGAUCAGCCUCGUGGCCAAUCCUGACUUCAAGGGCCAGGGCAAAGGCAGCACUCAAAGCACCCCUUGGCUCAGCUGCUGAGACAAGAAGGGACUGUUGGAGUGUAAAAACAGAGGGCUCUCUGAGUCCCUAAGA
Molecule: messenger RNA, 6542 nt
Organism: Ficedula albicollis (Collared flycatcher)
Lineage: Eukaryota; Metazoa; Chordata; Aves; Passeriformes; Muscicapidae
Product: interferon-induced very large GTPase 1-like
Exons: 5
Molecular function (GO): GTP binding
Source: RefSeq, a predicted model, not a curated record